UCUCCCCAAACGCUCCCCCCCUCUCGGCCAGCCACGACCUCCAGCCACGACGCCCUCCGCCGACCACCGCACCUAACGCACUGGAGACCCACCCACCGCGGCCGGCACGGCACAGAACCAGCUCCGCCGACGAACCCGUCCAUCAGCUUCCACCAUAACGGUUCGCAUUUUUCCUCCCAAACCCAUUUUCUCUGCACCCCGGCUGCACUAUGCGUCCUCUCCUCUCCCCACUGUCACCGUCGCCGACGACCACCUCCUUAUGGCGUUCCCAGCGAUGCCCAGAAGGAGGUGAGCCAAGCUCGUACGUCGUCGUACCUGACGAAUCUGAAAGUUGGGCGGCAACCCAGACAUAACCUUCUCCUUCUUCACAGAAUCAAUGUGUCCCUUUCCAUUCAAACACAACCACCUCGCGUAGCGGCUCGGCUAUCCGGUGAAGCCGCGAAGCACGUCCUCGCUGCUCUCCUUCAGAAAAGAAAAUAUCGGAAAUCAGACAGCGGAAAACGCUGUACUAGCUCUCCUCCUCCUUUUCCUUUCGCCGCCGGUGGGUCUCCUUGUCCAUAUUAUCACCGUACAGCCUACCAGUCUCGUCGCCCUCCGUUGCCUCCACGAAGACCCUGUCACUUGUCCGUACCGUACAGUCAUUUGUGAGUGCGUACGGCACUGACUGUUUCUUGAACUCGAGGGGCGAGAGUUGGGCCUUUGUACUUUUUGAAGUUGAAGGCUUUUUGCCUUUUGAUCACUGAAAAUAUUCUCGCGUAGCGGCUUGGCUAGACGCGACAAAGAGAGAAAGAGAGCUAACAAAGCGGACCAGAGGGAAAGAGAAACAGAGAAGUGAGUUAAGCUAUGGCUGCGCUUUUAGAACCAGAAAGCCCAUCGCCGAGCAUCUACAUACCCGAGGAGUGGUCCGAGGCCGCAGACUCGAUAGCAUACGACUCGCUCACUUCGCCGCCUCCAAUUGCUCUUAUCUGCGGCGCCAAAAACUCUGGCAAAACCACCUUCUCCCGCUACCUCCUCAAUGUCCUUCUAGAGAGGUAUAAGAAAGUAGCUUAUUUGGAUACAGAUGUUGGUCAGCCCGAGUUUACUCCUCCUGGUUUUGUAUCCCUCACUCUAGUUGACAAACUAACUCCAGAUUUGACGAUCCCAUGUCUGAAGACACCAGAGAGAUGCUUUUUCUUUGGUGAUGUCUCUUCAAAAAGGGAUCCAACGGCAUACUCAAAUGCUGUAUUUACCCUAUGUGAUUACUAUCGAAAGGAUUAUUGUUUGUCCAACAAGAACGAAAACCCUACUAAGACUGAAUUGCCUCUUGUCGUAAAUACUCCUGGCUGGGUGAAAGGUGUUGGUUAUGACAUAUUGGUGGAUAUGUUGAAAUACAUUGCUCCCACCCAUGUAGUUAAAAUAAACAUAUCUGCUGAGAGUAAGAAUCUACCAGCUGGGGCAUUCUGGUUAGAUGAGGAUUGUGAUGGGAUGAUUAAUCUAAUUGAAAUCAAUUCAGCUCGUCAGGAUUCUUAUAACAGAUCGGUGCUAGUGCAAAAGGAUGCACGGCUUUUACGCGAUUUGCGUAUAAUGGCAUAUUUCAGGCAGUGCUUUCCUAGUAACCUGAAUAUCACCACUAUCAAAGAACUUGCGCAUGCACUUGCCUCUCACUCUCCUUAUGAACUUCCAGUGUCAAGUAUCAAGAUCAGACAUCUCCAUUGCCAGGUCCCAAGUUCUGAGCUAUUUUUCAGUUUGAAUGCAACCAUUGUUGGCUUGGCGGUUGGCUCUGAAGACCCUGAAAAGUUGCCCUUGUGUGUUGGUCUUGGGAUAGUGAGAGGCAUUGACACUUUUAAAGGUUUGCUAUAUGUGAUCACACCUGUCCCUCAGAGCACUCUCGAAAAGGUUGAUAUUUUUCUGCAGGGGUUUAUCCAAAUUCCUACUUGCUUGUUGCAGGUCCAGGGAUGCAUAUCACCUUACAUGUCUGCAAAUGUUUUCUCUACAAGCUAGCUCUUAAUCUAGUGAUGAUACCCAAGUAUAAUCUUUUAGGAUCUCCUUGUUGGUCACUAAGCUAAUUAAGUUCCCCAACCACGCAAGAGAUGGGCACAGCAGAAGCCAGUUUUAUAUGGUUUCAAUAGACAUCAGAGACUCUUUGACUCUUGUAUUUGAAUGAAAUGUCAAUCCUGUGGAUUAUUCUCAUCUAUUAUAUUAAUGGCGAUGAAAUUUAUGGA
Messenger RNA from Corylus avellana, 2201 nucleotides. Its product is annotated as Pre-mRNA cleavage complex II protein family. Gene Ontology annotation, biological process: cleavage in ITS2 between 5.8S rRNA and LSU-rRNA of tricistronic rRNA transcript (SSU-rRNA, 5.8S rRNA, LSU-rRNA). The record is from RefSeq and is a predicted model, not a curated record. Lineage: Eukaryota; Viridiplantae; Streptophyta; Magnoliopsida; Fagales; Betulaceae. Gene Ontology annotation, cellular component: nucleus. Gene Ontology annotation, molecular function: polynucleotide 5'-hydroxyl-kinase activity.